This is a messenger RNA of Ilex paraguariensis (yerba mate), 291 nucleotides long. NCBI's taxonomy places the organism in Eukaryota, Viridiplantae, Streptophyta, Magnoliopsida, Aquifoliales, Aquifoliaceae. The record is from the annotation of a GenBank genome assembly.
GUAUAUGCGCAAUCAAUAUCUGCUGCCUGUCAGCUGGAUUGGCCAAAGGACCGGCUUUUAAUUCAAGUCUUAGAUGAUUCAGAUGAUGAAAUUGUACAGCUACUGAUAAAAAAUGAAGUUUACUCAUGGAAAGAAAAAGGGGUGAACAUUAUAUACAGACAUCGGUUCAUCAGAACUGGCUAUAAAGCUGGCAAUCUUAAAUCUGCCAUGGCCUGUGACUAUGUCAAAGACUAUGAAUUCGUCGCAAUAUUGAUGCAGACUUCCAACCCAAUCCUGACUUCCUCAAACUGA